UGUGAGUAUUUGCGGUUCUGAAAAGAACAAGUGGUACUCCACGUUUCGAGCAGUAUGCUCUGCUCGUCAGCAGGAGAAGUUAGGUAAUGCACGUGGCAUCGGCGUCGCGCACCGCAGAUCUUGGAGAACUUGGCGAAGAGUCAUGCUAUAGACGAGCUUCUCGAUACUAGUUCACUGAGUCUUCAGGAGUCCUGCAGGGACAUGAUGCACGGUGGCCAUGUGGGUUCUCUGUCUUUUUGUGUCCUAAUCCUGUUUGUUUCUUUAGGAUAAGACUUUGCCGCCUUGAGGACAUCACAUUGGAUAACAUCAUGUGAUGGAGGAUCUUUAGUAAUUACUGAUGUUUGAUGGAUAUCUCUCCGGGUCCUCAGAGAGUAGUGCGAAUUGAUCCCAUCCACUGAAAAUCAGGCACUUGAGUGAAAAAUGGGUGGACUCAUUGGGAGAGCCAUUCUAGGACUACAGCAGAUCAUGACACCUCUUGAACAGCAGACACAAGAACAGGCUGUUGGGAGACCAGAGCAGCAGGAUCAGACAACAGGUGGGGAACAAAUACUGGGUGUGAGGAGACCAGACAACCAGGACCAGACAACAGGGAAAUUGGAUGAUAUGACACUGCACAGCAUAUCUGCUCAGAUUCAUGCAGGUGAAUGGAGGAAACUGGCUACAAGGCUUGGCUUCAGCCCAGCAGAAAUCUCCCACUUUGAAGCCAACCAUUCUACAGAUGUAGUUGGUCAAAUCCUUGACAUGCUGGUCUCGUGGAGAAACAAACAAGCUGAUAAUGUCGAUCAGAGAGAGGCCCUCAGCAAGGCAUUGAGGGAGGUUAGGAACACUCAUCUUGCUGAUGAGCUCAGUGAGCACUGUUCAUCCGAUGUGCCAUCUCAAGAUGCUGUAAAGCAUUGUGCAAAGGAGAUGAAGUGGUUCUACAGUAAAAGAGGUGGCUUUGUGAAAAUGAAGCCUUGGCUUCGGGACAAAAAGCACAUCGCAGUUAUGUACACAAAGUUGAAGUUAUUAACUGGUGAGGAGUUCACCGAGCGUGAACUGGAAUCAUAUGAGGACAUUUUACUCCUACAAACAAGAGAGGGUGACCCUAUCCCUAUAGCUGUAUUAAGUGGGUUGGCUGGCUCAGGAAAGACCACUCUUUUUGACAAGAUUGCAUAUGAUUGGGCAGUUGGCUCUGGUCAGGUACUACAGAAGUAUAAACUGGUCUUCCUCUUGAAAAUGUUUGCACUGGAGCAGGGGUCAGAUCUCACUGACGCAGUUUUUGACCAACUCUUAGCGGAAGACACAAAGAUGGAGCAAAAUGCUCUGUGGUCGUACAUCAAGACAAACCCUCACCAAGUCCUGCUGCUGUUGGAUGGCUUUGAUGAAUUGAUGACCACCUCCCUUGAUAAAUCCUCAUUUGGCUCCAUACUGAAAAUCCUGAAUGGGAAGCUGUGUAGAGGUUGCACUGUACUUGUUAGCACCCGCCCCUCACACUUUCACAGAUUGGUAACAGAGGAACUGGUUGAAGAACCCUUUGCACAUGUCAGGGUGAUGGGAUUCAGUGGGGAGAAUAUCAGGGAGUAUGUGAAGAAAUUUUACUCUGAUAAGCCUGACAAGGCUGAGGGGCUGAUAGAAAGGAUCAAGACCUCCAACCUUCUGUCUACUUUGGCAGCUAGUCCAAUGCUGCUUCUCUUGAUGUGUUUACUGUGGAGUGACGAUUCCACUCUGCCAGAAACAAAUGUCGCGCCUGUACCUCAAAGCAUUUGAAUACAUUGGCAGAAGAAAAGAUGUAUCAGAAGAUGAAAUAUCCAGAGCGGUAAUUUCAUUCGGCAAGGUCGGUUUGCGUGGUCUUCUUUCUCCACAUCAAACAUUAUCCUUUAAAGAAAGU
Messenger RNA from Acanthaster planci (crown-of-thorns starfish), 1867 nucleotides. Its product is annotated as protein NLRC5-like. NCBI's taxonomy places the organism in Eukaryota, Metazoa, Echinodermata, Asteroidea, Valvatida, Acanthasteridae. The record is from RefSeq and is a predicted model, not a curated record.